Messenger RNA from Ziziphus jujuba (common jujube), 1003 nucleotides. Its product is annotated as transcription initiation factor TFIID subunit 7. Gene Ontology annotation, cellular component: transcription factor TFIID complex. Gene Ontology annotation, biological process: transcription initiation at RNA polymerase II promoter; RNA polymerase II preinitiation complex assembly. Bases 190 to 792 code for a protein of 200 amino acids. NCBI's taxonomy places the organism in Eukaryota, Viridiplantae, Streptophyta, Magnoliopsida, Rosales, Rhamnaceae. The record is from RefSeq and is a predicted model, not a curated record. The transcript is spliced from 6 exons. Gene Ontology annotation, molecular function: RNA polymerase II general transcription initiation factor activity.
GAGGUAUUUAUUUCUCUCUCCACAAUUUUCAGUCUUCAAUACUGGGCAAGAUCGACUUUUUGCGCGCUCUCUCUCUCUCUCUCGCUGCAACCUGCGACAAACACUGCAAAACGACGACGUUUCCGGAGGCCUGGGGAGCUUGAAGCUUUGGCGGUGUCUUUAAUCUUCUAUCAAUUCGUCUUCAACCUCAUGGAAGAGCAAUUCAUACUGAGGGUUCCACCAUCUGUUGCUGAGCGUAUUGAUCGCUUUCUUAGUGAGAAUGCUUCUUCUUCUGAGGACAAGUCUUUGGAUUUAUCUUUUUCAGAGGAUGGGAGGACUGGAAAUUUUGUUAUUGGUAAUGACAGUUUCCCGGCAUCUCUCUUGGAUCUUCCCUGUGUUGUGGAGUCAUUCAAAACUUAUGACGAUAGUGUGUUAAUCAAGUCGGCUGAUAUCGGUCAGAUGAUUAUGGUUAGAGAACCAGGUGAUGCUGCUCCAGAUGCAGUUGAGUACAGGCAUGGUCUCACCCCUCCUAUGAGGGAUGCACGAAAGAGGAGAUUCCGCAGGGAGCCAGAUCUAAAUCCUGAGCUUGUGCGGCGUGUUGAGGAAGAUCUUCUGAACAUUUCUGCUGGUGGAACAGCUGAGAAUAUUGAUGUUGAAGCAGCUGAGCAAGAGAAAGAUGGGGAUGCAAAUGCUGGUAAUGCAAGUAAAAGGCCUGCACCCACACCUGAAACAAAACCUAACGUGCCAGAGUCUGGUACAAAUGCCGGGGAGCCUGACAGAAGUGAUUCUGAUGAAUCUGAUGAUUCAGUUUGACACAGCUCCUCUUGUCGAUUAUGAUGAUUUAUGUAAUUGAAAGGAACUUUGUACCUGUUUCGGCCAUCUGAUAAUAUUACUCUGGUAAAAAUAUUUAAGCCUCAUACAUGUCUGUGUUUGAAUAAUUAUGUUACGAUAGGAAAUUGACACCGGUAAAGAAGCUUGAUUGAAUUUUCCUUUUGUGGAAUGAUGGAAUUUUUGAGUCCAAGAA